UAUAAUAUUAUAAAAAUGUUGAAAGUUGCGAUUGUGGUGUCUAUGGCUGCUGUGAUCAGCGCAUCAUAUGGUGGAGACAAUGGGCACUCACGAGAUGACUACUCGCAUCCCAUUCCCUAUGCUUACGGGUAUGACGUGAAGACAGAACACGGGGCACAACUGUCCCGUAAAGAGGAGGGCGAU
Molecule: messenger RNA, 183 nt
Organism: Medioppia subpectinata
Lineage: Eukaryota; Metazoa; Arthropoda; Arachnida; Sarcoptiformes; Oppiidae
Source: the annotation of a GenBank genome assembly